UGAUGUGUAGUAUUUUGUCAAAUCGUGAGUCCUCGAUAAAUUUGAUUUUAAUUGGCACAUAAAUGUAUGUCUUUACAGAAAUUAUAUAGAAAUCUUAUUCUCCAGAAAAAAACCUUUAAAUUAAUGUGAUUGUAUGCAGUGCUAGGGUUCAAAAGUAAGAGUUACAAUAUGAUGGACGGAAAUGAUUUAGGGUCUGAUACAAGACGAGGUUUUGUAUCGCAAGGAUGGACGCGUAUUUCACAGAUUUAUCAAGGGCUGUUAGAUAAAUGGACACCUCAUACAAAAAGUAGAUGGGCAGCAGCUAUUCUACUUAUAUUAGUAUUCAUUCUCAGAGUAUUCUUAAAACAAGGAUGGUAUAUAGUCACCUAUGCACUAGGAAUCUAUCAUUUAAAUUUAUUUAUUGCAUUUUUGACACCAAAGAUUGAUCCAGCCAUGGAUUUUGAUGGAGAUGAUGAGAAUGGUCCAGCUCUACCGACAAGAUCCACAGAAGAAUUUCGGCCAUUUAUCCGAAGAUUACCUGAGUUUAAAUUUUGGCUAUCUGUAACCAAAAGUACCAUAUUUGCCUUUGGAUGCACAUUCAUUGAUGCCUUUAAUAUACCAGUGUUCUGGCCUAUUUUAGUUAUGUAUUUCAUAACUCUAUUUUGUAUUACAAUGAAGAGGCAAAUCAAGCACAUGAUCAAGUACCGCUACUUGCCAUUCACCCACAGCAAGCCCAAAUACAAAACGGUAGAUUCAACAGUAACUGUGAACUGACGACGUGAAUCCGAACUCCUCACACAGUGCCGCGAGUUGAGUUACUUGAAACUGUUGUAUACCGACUUAUGUUUAUAGAAAUACAGUUUAUAUUGUAAUGUU
Colias croceus (clouded yellow) is the source of this 855-nucleotide messenger RNA. Its product is annotated as protein RER1. The record is from RefSeq and is a predicted model, not a curated record. Bases 169 to 753 code for a protein of 194 amino acids. The transcript has 5 exons. Gene Ontology annotation, biological process: protein retention in ER lumen; retrograde vesicle-mediated transport, Golgi to endoplasmic reticulum. Lineage: Eukaryota; Metazoa; Arthropoda; Insecta; Lepidoptera; Pieridae. Gene Ontology annotation, cellular component: Golgi membrane.